Molecule: messenger RNA, 1338 nt
Organism: Fragaria vesca subsp. vesca
Lineage: Eukaryota; Viridiplantae; Streptophyta; Magnoliopsida; Rosales; Rosaceae
Product: F-box protein At3g07870-like
Exons: 1
Coding region: 1-1338 (445 amino acids)
Source: RefSeq, a predicted model, not a curated record
AUGGCGAGAUCAUGCUCCGAGGAUGUGUUGCCCGACAUUCUUUGCAGAUUGCGUGUAAAAUCUCUGAAGAGAUUCCAAUGUGUCUGCAAAUCUUGGUAUGCUCUAAUUAGGUGCCCAAGUUUUGUCACCAAACACCUCCACUUUAACAGCAGACAGAACAAGAAUAAUCGUUCCUUCCUGCUUUCUCACUCCCUGGAUGUUGCUUAUAAGUUAGAGUUGCCAACUGAUCAACAAAAAGGCACUCGUUUCAGCUUGGUCCAUAUUGAGGAAACCACAGAUGAUAUUGUUUCUCUUGAUUGGAUCAAGUUUACAGAUAAUUCAGAGCAAGGAAAGAAGUUUCCGGAUUAUUGGUAUGAAUAUAAUAUAGAAAUUUCUGGUCCACGCAAUGGGAUAUAUUGCUUACAUGAAUCUUCUAGGGAUCACGGCCAUGUAAUUGCGCUGAUGAAUGUUUCACUGAGACAAUUCAAGCUAGUUCCAAAACCAGAAGAAUCGAUUAUUUCGCAUACAGGUUUUCUAUCACUAGCUGCUGUCGAAAUUGGUUUUGAUCCUAAAACCAAUGAUUACAAGGUGUUCUUUUUCAAGGACUGCUCUUUUCUCAAAGAAGGUUAUCGUCAGGCUGCAGUAUAUCAUUUAAAUUCUAACUCAUGGAAAAAGCUAAGUGAUCCUUUGCUUGACCAUGUUUAUCUAUAUACUGCUCAAGAUUUUAAUACUGACACCUAUGUCAACGGAAAUGUUCACUGGUUGGCUUUUGAGCGCUACCCUGCAGGUCACUGUUGUGGUUUGUAUAUUCUUUCUUUUGACAUGGUCGGUGAAGUGCUGGCAAAGAUAGAGCUUCCUGCAGACUUGCGGAUUAAUUUUGAUGAAACUCUAUAUGCCGUUGCAGUGGUCAAUGAAUCCCUUUCUCUGAUUGUUUAUCCACAAAUUCUAGAUUAUCUUCGCCGGGAAAGAAGUUACACAAAAUGCUUUGACAUAUGUGUUAUGGAGGACUAUGGUAACGAAAGAUCUUGGACCAAGGAAUUCACAACCGGACCAGUUGAAGAUGCUGACAAACUACUAGGUAUUUGGCGAAAUGGCGAGUUUCUUAUAAAACAUAUGAAGGGAUACACCAUCUCUUACGACCCAAGUACCCAAAAGAUGGAGCAGCUUUGUUUUGGUGAAGGGCUUUAUCUGAACAAAUCAUGUAUCUACUCAGAAAGCCUAGUUUCAGUGACAGGGAAUGCACCAAGUGAUUAUGAAAUAGUAGUUGAAGACUUUCCCUUCGUCGUGACUCCAGACAUGGAGAGAAUCUUAGAUUAUCUAGAGAAAUGUCCAUCUUGUACCCGUUUAAGUUCUGAUUGA